This is a messenger RNA of Meloidogyne enterolobii, 954 nucleotides long. The record is from the annotation of a GenBank genome assembly. NCBI's taxonomy places the organism in Eukaryota, Metazoa, Nematoda, Chromadorea, Rhabditida, Meloidogynidae.
AUGGAACAAAUAACUAAAAAUUUCAAUAACGAGGGAAAUGAUGUCGCUAACGAUUCGCAAGUUGAUUCGGAAUCUUUAAAUGAUGUUAAAUGUGAUGUAUGCCCUACAACUUCUGUACAGUGUCAAAUCGAUUCAUUCUCAAUUGGUGACUUUAUUCGUUGUUCAACCAAAUCUUCUCAUUUUUCUGGCGAAUUGAUAAUAAAUGAUGUAACUAAUGGAAUUCUACUUUUAGAGGAAUACUUAAACAAUGGAAAGUCAACAUUACAUUUUGUCAAAAAAUGUGGACUUUUAACGAUUGAAAAAAUUUUCCCUUCACAAAAAAUGCAAAAAAGGCGAUCUAGCAAUUUAAUAAAACACAACAAUUCUCUAUACACAAUUGAUGAAAUUGAAAGAACUGAAAGUGUUUUGGAAAGUGAUUAUUUUAUUAAAGAUGAACAGGCUAAAAGGACUUUUUUGGAGCUUAAAAGGAUAGGGGAGGGGGCCCAUGGAGAUAUAUGGGAAUUUUUACAAUUUUUGGUCAAUUUUUCAAUUUUCAGAAAUCCUUUUUGGGGGGUAGAGGAACCUUUAAACUUCUCUCUUCUAAUGCCACUUUUACUGAUAUAUAACUGGCGUAAAUUUAUCACAAAUUUUAUUUUAAGAUUCGAUGACGUCAUCUGGGAUGGCUCAAAUAUUUUGGGUUAUUUUAAAAAUUUCUCUGAUUUUUUUCAAAUUUACUUUUUAGUCCUAAAAUGUAUUCGCGUCUUCCAUCCAUACGAUUUUAAAUCAAUAGAAAUUAUUGAUUCUAGAAGUUCUUCACUGGAAGCAUUUACUCGUGUACAGAAAAUUCUUGAAAUGAGGCGAGAUUGUCGAACAAUUCCAUCACUUUUAUCACUCAAUUUUUCAUUAAUGGAUGUUUGUGCACCGGGAACAUCUCAACAAUUAACAACAGAAGCUUCACAAGGAGAAAAUGCGUAA